UUAAGAACUCGAGCAGUUGACCAUCCUGCCCUCCUCCCUCUUCCCCCAAGAUAUAUUAUAUCUAGAUAUCCACCUCUUCAUUACCAGUUGGUUUGCUCUCUAUUGCAUCUUGCGAUUCAGUCAUCCGUUGAGCAUACCCUAUCAGACGCCUUUAGGAUAGAUAACUUGUUGGUGGGGAUUGUCUGCUGAAUCAUAAAGAUCUUCAGACACUUAAGCUGGAAACAAGCGUAAAAAACACUAACAAACUCGCACAUCAACCUACCGGCCACAACCCUUCUCCGAGUCACUGCAAUUCAAACCUUCUUCCUCGUUCUGCUGUUUUCUCCUAUAGGCUAUGGAUCGUCCUAAAAACCUCCGUCCAUUACCCCAGGAUAUUAUCAGACUAAUCUGCCAGCACAUCCUACUGGAUGCCGAUCCCUCCCAACCUCACCUCUGGUUAGAUCCAUACAUUCGAACCAUCACCCCCCAAGACGCUCAAAAUAAUCUCAGGACUAUCACCUUGGAACCCACUCCCAUCGUCCAAGCCCAGCAAACUCUCAAAUCUCUCUGUCUCGUCUCGCACCAAUGGAAUUCAGAAGCCAGAAAGGCACUCUGGUCUUCUGGGAUCCAAUUCGGUUUACCCCGUUCCUUUGAAACCGUGGUUAAAUUGGUCGAUCCCAUUGGAUCCUUCUUUGAUGGUGGUGUUGAGCCAACCUGGCUCAUCUCACCACCUCCGAGUCGACAAUCAAGUCCCAAGAGAACAUUUUGCACAAGUGAAAACUUGGUUUCCGUUUCUUCCGGCCGACACGCUGCCUCCGAUCCUGAUCAAACUAGCUACCGUAGAUCAUUUUCUGGUGGCCGUCGUUCCGUCAGUCUUAAGCGUCAAGGGGGAAACUACAUCUUGCAACCUCAUUCGGACAGGGAAUGCCCGCAUUCACCGCUCCAGCCGACUCACCAAUCUACUUCUCUGAGUCCUGUGUGGAGUGAUGAACACCGACGUGCAUUUGAGCGCAGCAUCAGUCCUUUGCGUGGUAGGAUUGCCGUGCAGGCACUCUCCCAGGCCUUCAGGCGCACAUCCGUAUCCCCCAGCGCCUCUCCUACUUCACUCGUCACACUCGGCAAACGUGACGAAGACCUCAAAGAAGAAGAUGAGACUGAGGAUGAUGAAUACAUAUUCGAUCACCACAUCGACGAUUUGUUUAACCCUGCUCCUUACAUUACAUCGGUAUCUUUCUCCAAAUAUCGCUCUCACGGGAUGAGGCGAAGCGUGGCUGAAGGUCACCAAAUCCGGUUUGUCACGCCGGAACGACUGUGUAGGCUGUUAAGAUCUACACGCUCUAGAUACAGCGGUUUAUCUGAAAAGGAUCACGAUGAGAUCACGGGAUCAAAUCGAGCUUCCGAGGGUCAUUUGCUCUUGCGUAAGGGGAAAUUGGAAGCGGUGGGCUUUAGCGAGUACAUGGAUAGCGCGAUAACUAAAGGCGUACUUGAUGAAAUUUUACUUCGUGGUGGAGUUGAGGUGGAGUACCAGGUAAACAAUCCAAAUUGCCCUUCAGCAAAAGACGAUUCCUUCACAGAAGAAAAUCAUGAUCGAGGUCGCGCCCGUUCUCGUAAGGAGCUAUACACCGCCUCCCAUUGCGCCAGUCCGCAUCAUACUUUACCGGCUCCAGUCGAAGAAGUCUUUCAAGGUUACGCUUCUAUGCAUCCAACGAUCACCCCAUUCCCCAUCUCAUUUGACACAGAUUCAUCUUGUUCAUUUAGAAUCGAAAGACGAUUAGAAUCAAGCUUGCUCAGUGAAACUCCAGUCAAGGCUCUAGACCUCUGCGGAUGCAUUUCCAGCAAAUUUCGAUCUUCUUUAAAGGACUUUAUCAUUGACCAUGCCCUUUCCUCACCAUACCCAUCUGCUCGAACAGAUUCAACUCCAAUCAGCCUGAUGAAUACACCUAACGGGCUACUCAGAUGGACGAGAUUUCCCUUCCUGACCAGAUUAGGCUUGAGUAGAGUUAUGAUUCUUGACGAUCUCGAACUGUCAGAUUUUCUCUCUGGUUUCGUCAAUUUACUCGAUCUUGAUCUCAGUCAUACCAGGGCUGGAAAAAAUGUUCUGCAUACUCUUCAGUUAAUCAAAAAGAGUGACCGAAGCAGAUCCGAAUCGGUGAUUCUUCGACCAAGUUUCAGGAGUUUAAACUUAGCAAAAUGUAGGGGUCUGACCAAAGAAAACUUGGUCGGAUUCUUAUGCGGGAACCAAGAUGACGGUGGCGCCAGCGAUGCUGACCAGUGGGAAGAUCCUAUGGAAUCGAUCGGUGGAUUAGAAGAGUUAUCAUUGCACGGAGACUUGACACAGCCGACCCCUCUUGAUGCGGAAGCGCUCGACAAAAUCUUCUCAAGUUGUCCAGCCCUGCUUUCUGGGAGAUUGACGACGCUGGAUUUUUCAUCCGUCCUAAUCGAUGACAGCGAGUUUGAUCUGAAGCGAAAGAUGCCUGUCCAACCACGACUGUUGCAAUUAGGGCUCGGAUCAUGUCCUCACAUAAGUUUGGAAACAAUCAGAUUUUUACUCAAGGAGAAAAUGAAUUCUGUCGAGAUCUUGGAUAUUUCUUCUAGUUGCCUAUCCGCUAGACAAAGAGAAACUCGAUUUGGACAAACCACUUGCGCUAUAUCAACCGCCAAACUACAUACCGAGCUCAUUAGUCCAGUCACUCGCUUGGGACCAGGAGGUAGGAGGGUAAGCAAUCUCCGAGUUAUCGAACUCGACGAUGCUAGCUUGCAGGCUAUAAGGGGCGGAGCCGGGGGAUGGAAAGCAGCGUUUGGAAAAGGCCAAAGAGGAUGGUAUGUAGAUCUAUCCGUGGCCGUGAUAAUCGUAAGAGAGGCUUCGACUCAAGACCAAUCGCCGGCGCAUCCUCGCCGCCAAAUCAUCAGCCGUGCUUCUUUGAAAGACAACUUGAACUCUGACAGUCUGAAUUCCAUGGAGUCACUUACCGAAGAGGCACAAGUCGGGCGCCUGGAAGACAGUCUAGAUGCACUCAAAAACUCAGAUGAAACGAUCAGACACACGGAAAUCGGUUGGAUGAGCAGAAAAACUGAAAUUCUCCAUGGUUCCGGACUCUUAGGUCGACAGGAAGGAUUAUACGGUUUCCAUGCAUUUGCUUCCAAUUAGAACAUCUACAAACAAAAAAACAAAACCCAAAAACUUGGGAAAUUUUGAAAAAAAUAAAUAAAACUCUUUUCUUUUGUAACUUUCUUUGCUCGCUUUCCUUUCUUUUGGAUGUGCUGUGUUAUGUGAUCGACCUUUAAAUAUUUCUGCUUCGUUGUUGUACGCUUUCUGUCUUGUGUUAUUGGGUUAUAACGUAAUUGCUUUCUUUUUGCCGGUUCUUCAACUGUCUACAAUAGCCUUUACCUCUUCCUUUUUCUAGUAGAGAAGCCUCUUUUAGAGAGAGAGAGCUCCACAGGGAUUCUUAGAUUAGCAUGUUUCUACUCCAUGCCAAGAGUGCUGAUGUAUACUUUUAGCUGAAAGGGUCCUGCUGUGAUUGGUAAUUUUACAAAAGGUCCACACAAAAGAUCUUCAUUCACAACAGUUCUAGAUAAAAAUCGCUUUCGUAAUCCCCACUUGAUGAAU
Messenger RNA from Puccinia graminis f. sp. tritici CRL 75-36-700-3, 3586 nucleotides. RefSeq lists its product as uncharacterized. The record is from RefSeq and is a predicted model, not a curated record. The transcript is spliced from 5 exons. Bases 335 to 3127 code for a protein of 930 amino acids. Lineage: Eukaryota; Fungi; Basidiomycota; Pucciniomycetes; Pucciniales; Pucciniaceae.